AUGGAUCUCUUAAUCAUCCUGGUGAUUUGUCUUUCUUGUCUGAUUCUUCUUUCUCUGUGGAACCGAAGCUAUGCCAAAGGGAAGCUUCCACCUGGCCCAACUCCUCUCCCCAUUAUUGGAAACAUUCUACAGUUAAAUACUAAGAACAUCAGCAAAUCCAUAAGCAUGCUAGCAAAAGAUUAUGGCCCUGUGUUCACUGUUUAUUUUGGCAUGAAGCCCACCGUGGUGUUGCAUGGAUACAAAGCAAUUAAGGAAGCACUGAUUGAUCAGGGAGAAGUAUUUUCUGGCCGAGGGAGUUUUCCAGUGAUAGAAAAAAUUGCCCAAGGAUUCGGAAUUAUUUUUAGCAAUGGAGACAGAUGGAAGCAAAUCCGGCGUUUCUCUCUCAUGAUUUUGAGGAAUAUGGGGAUGGGGAAGAAAACAAUUGAAGACCGAAUUCAAGAGGAAGCCUUGUGUCUGGUGGAAGCAUUAAAAAAAACCAAUGCAUCUCCCUGUGAUCCCACUUUUCUUCUGGGUUGUGUUCCCUGUAAUGUCAUCAGCUUCAUCAUUUUCCAGAAUCGUUUUGAUUACAGGGAUCAGAAAUUUCUAACCUUGAUGAAGUAUUUUAAUGAAAACUUUGAAACUGUGAGCAGCCCCUGGAUACCGCUCUACAAUGCUUUCCCCUUUUUACGGGUUCUCCCAGGAAGUCAUAAUGUGAUAUUUAAAAAUUAUGCUCUCCAAAGAAGUUUUAUUUUGGAGAAAGUAAAAGAACAUCAGGAAUCUCUGGACAUCAAUAACCCUCGAGAUUUUAUUGACUAUUUUCUGAUUCAAAUGGAAAAGGAAAAACACAAUAAAGAGUCUGAAUUUACCAUGGACAACUUGGUUGUUACUAUAUGGGAUAUGUUUAGUGCAGGAACAGAGACAACAAGCACCACAAUGAGAUAUGGACUCUUACUCCUGCUGAAGCACCCUGAGAUCUCAGCUAAAGUGCGGGAAGAAAUUGAUCAUGUGGUCGGCAAAAACCGAAGUGUCUGCAUGCAGGACAGAAGCCGGAUGCCCUACACGGAUGCCGUGGUGCAUGAGAUCCAGAGAUAUAUUGACCUCGUCCCCACCAGCCUGCCCCAUGCAGUGACUCAAGACAUUCGGUUUAGAGAAUACCUUAUUCCAAAGGGCACAACAAUCUUAACAGAUCUGACUUCUGUCCUGUACGAUGACAAGGAAUUUCCCAAUCCAGAGAAGUUUGACCCUGGCCACUUCCUGGAUGAAAGUGGCAACUUUAAAAAGAGUGAUUAUUUCAUGGCUUUUUCAGCAGGAAAAAGAAUUUGUGCUGGAGAAGGCCUGGCCCGCAUGGAGCUGUUUUUAAUCCUGACCACCAUUUUGCAGAAUUUUACCUUGAAACCUCUGGUUGAUCCAAAGGAUAUUGACACCACCCCGGUUCACAAAGGCCUUGGCAGUGUACCACCCUUCUAUGAGCUUUGUUUCAUCCCAGUCUGAUGAAGUGUCUGGCUGCUAGAUUGCAGAGCAAGGCCCUUCAGUCUCAUGUGAAAAACGCAGAUGUUUCCUUGCCUGUGUGUCAACCAUUAUCUCUCCUAUCUUACUAGGAGGA
Molecule: messenger RNA, 1582 nt
Organism: Piliocolobus tephrosceles (Ugandan red Colobus)
Lineage: Eukaryota; Metazoa; Chordata; Mammalia; Primates; Cercopithecidae
Product: cytochrome P450 2C3-like
Exons: 9
Coding region: 1-1470 (489 amino acids)
Biological process (GO): xenobiotic metabolic process
Cellular component (GO): intracellular membrane-bounded organelle; cytoplasm
Molecular function (GO): iron ion binding; oxidoreductase activity, acting on paired donors, with incorporation or reduction of molecular oxygen, reduced flavin or flavoprotein as one donor, and incorporation of one atom of oxygen; heme binding
Source: RefSeq, a predicted model, not a curated record